Molecule: messenger RNA, 3935 nt
Organism: Phyllostomus discolor (pale spear-nosed bat)
Lineage: Eukaryota; Metazoa; Chordata; Mammalia; Chiroptera; Phyllostomidae
Gene: SFSWAP
Product: splicing factor SWAP
Exons: 18
Coding region: 1400-3859 (819 amino acids)
Biological process (GO): mRNA 5'-splice site recognition; RNA processing
Molecular function (GO): RNA binding
Source: RefSeq, a predicted model, not a curated record
UUUGAUUUGAAAAGGGUGACGUUGCAUGAUGUAGGUCGUUUGCUCCCCGCCCCCCAGGGUUUUCAGGCCCCCUCCUCUUCCCCCCAACUCGGGCUUUUUGCUAGUCGGGUUGGCUUUUGGCCGCUUCGGCAACUGCACUUCUGGGCCCGGACUGAAAAGCCCGCUGUCACCAGCUAUUAAACUGUGGGACGCUCUGGAGCGAAGGAAGCCCAUCGUUUAAGACAGUUAAACCUGGAUUCCGCACAGCCCGGCACCGCGACUGUAGGCAUGACUCUGGGCUGACCAGGAUGGACGCAGUGACCCGUAGGCCUCCCCGUCCCUGGCGUUCCCGUCCGGAGUUAGCGCUAGACCGCGAAGACUCGAGCAGGGAGGCGGCCGGGGCAGGCGGGACGCGGGCCCAGCUCUCAGGCCGCUGCAGCUUCACCCCGCGGUUGCCACUGAACGAUGCCGCUGCGCCCCUGGCUUGUCAGGCGCUCGCCCCUCCAGAGCGUUACUGGUGACAGUCGCUCCUGAAGCUGGCGGGCGAGGAAGGCAGAGCUCGCGCAGAUUUCCGUGUCGUUCGGUGCGUGGCUCCAGGCAGGUCCCGCAGAGCCGGUGGGGAGCAAACGCUGCACAUGCGCACAUGUGGUAGUUGUGGAUAAUGAACUACAUUUGUAAGUUAAGGAGGUUUACAGCAAAGCGAAAGUAGUUUGGAAAUUUAAUAAAAUGUCAUCACUUGGCUACCCUGGAAGUUUUGGCCCUUUUUCUUGUCAAUGUCUUUUUUGGGGUCCUCCUUACAAAAGUCAGCGUUAAAAACCAGGCAGACUUUUGUCUGACUCUCGGAGUUUGUUUUUGCGACCCUAAAGCUGAGUGUUCGAAGUAAAACGCACUGACUCGUUUAUUACCUGAAAGUCGCCCACUGACAGCCUCUCCUUGAAUCGUUUCUGUGAAAGGUAUAGCAGAAGGCUGCACCUUUCCUUGCCCUUAAUGUGGCAGAAGGACCCGUAGGUCCCUGCAGCCCAGGGGCCUGGGGAGGGGUGGGGGGGGGGGGACGCUCCGAGGGAAGCCGCGCUUGCUCUGCCCCCGGUGAACCUCCUUGAGCUGCAUGCACCUGUCACUGUUCCUAUGUACGUGUGUCUCUCUACCACAUAACCAGCACUUAUUUCCUCAGCCAAGUGGCUAGGGGCCAGCCUAGCCCAGAUUUUACCUCCCAUGGACGCAAGUUUCUUUGGUGAAGAUCUCUCCUGAGAGUUCGGGACUAGCAGAGAGAAGCGAGGAAAGUUCGACCGUUUGGUUCUUACGGAUAGGUACGACGGGCGCGGCCACCUGCACGACCUGUCCGAGUACGAGGCUGCGCACGCCACCUGGAACAGAGACUACCAGCUCUCGGAGGAGGAGGCGCGAGUAGAGGCCCUGUGUGAUGAGGAGAGAGGAAGAAUACAAGCGCCUGAGCGAGGCCCUGGCCGAGGACGGGAGCUAUAACGCGGUGGGGUUCACGUACGGGAGUGACUAUUAUGACCCGUCCGAGCCGACUGAGGAGGAGGAGCCUUCCAAACAGAGAGAGAAGAGCGAGGCUGAGCACUCGGACGAGAACGAGGAGCCCUUCGUGGCCCCCCCGGGGCUGAACGUGCCGCCCGACGUGGAGCUGCCGCCCACAGCCAAGAUGCACGCCAUCAUCGAGCGCACCGCCCGCUUCGUGUGCAGGCAGGGCGCGCAGUUCGAGAUCAUGCUGAAGGCCCGGCAGGCCCGGAACUCGCAGUUCGACUUCCUGCGCUUCGACCACUACCUCAACCCGUACUACAAGUUCAUCCAGAAGGCCAUGAAGGAAGGGCGCUACCCCGUGCUGGCGGAGGGCAGAGGCGACGAGAAGCAGAAGCCGGGGGCCAGCUCCGACAACGAGGACGACGACGACGAGGGCGACGGGAGCUACCUGCACCCGUCCCUCUUCGCGUCCCGGAAGUGCGACCGCCUGGAGGAGCUGAUGAAGCCGCUGAAGGUGGUGGACCCGGACCACCCGCUGGCAGCGCUGGUGCGCAAAGCCCAGGCCGACAGCCCCGCCCCGGCCCCACCCUCGGCCGAUGGUGCAGCUGCCCCGCCCUCGCAGGUGGAGUACCCUGCGGACUCGGCAGUGGCAGCCAUGUACUACAGCUACUACAUGCUCCCGGACGGCACCUACUGCCUGGCGCCCCCGCCCCCGGGGGUGGAUGUGGCCACCUACUACAGCACCCUGCCGGCCACGGUGGCCGUGUCCAGCACCACCGGAGUGACAGCCACCGCCCCGCCCCCUCCCGGGACCACGCCGCCGCCACCCCAAACCACUGCGGAGACGAGUAGCGGGGUGACCUCCACCACCAUCACCACAAGUGCUCUCGCCCCCGUGGCCACCAUCAUCCCCCCGCCCCCCGACGUCCAGCCCGUGAUCGACAAGCUGGCCGAGUACGUGGCCCGGAACGGCCUCAAGUUCGAGACCAGCGUCCGCGCCAAGAACGACCAGAGGUUCGAGUUCCUGCAGCCCUGGCACCAGUACAACGCCUACUACGAGUUCAAGAAGCAGUUCUUCCUGCAGAAGGAAGGGGGCGACGGCGCGCAGGCUGCAUCUGCGUCGGAAGAGGCUCCGGUGGAGCCGGCCCCCGAGAAGCCGAGUGACCUGGGGGAGGACGGCGCGGCCGAGGACCUGGCUGAGGCAGGGGGCAGAGGUGGCACGGCGGGGAAGAAGGAGGCCGCGUCCAGUAAAGCCGCCGCAGACGGGAAGCUCGUGAAAGCCUCGUUCGCUCCGAUAAGCUUCGCGAUCAAGGCCAAAGAGAACGACCUCCUCCCGCUGGAGAAAAACCGGGUGAAGCUGGACGACGACAGCGACGACGACGGGCAGGGCGUGGAGGGUCAGGAAAGCGCCUGCGCGGUGGCCGGCGCCGACCCAGUGGCGGCCCCGCCCUGCGUGGGCGUCGAGGAGAAGCGGCCCCCGCUCACCCAGGAGGAGCUGGAAGCCAAGCAAGCGAAGCAGAAGCUGGAGGACCGGCUGGCCGCUGCGGCCAGGGAGAAGCUGGCCCAGGCGUCCAAGGAGUCGAAGGAGAAGCAGCUGCAGGCGGAGCGGAAGAGGAAGGCCGCCCUGUUCCUGCAGACCCUGAGGCAGCCCCUGCCGGAGGCCGAGGGCGGGAAGGGCGAGGAGGGCCCGUUCGGCGCGGAGGAAGCCAGCCCCGCGGCCUGCCCGCUGCUGAGUGGGGGCCGGCCCCUGCCGGCCGCGGACGCCAAGCCCCCCGAAGGGCCCUCCAGCAGGAGCAGAGAGCCCCCCAGGGAGGCGGAGAGGGAGAGGAAGAAGAAGAAGCACAAGAAGCGGUCCCGGACGCGGUCGCGCUCCCCCCGCUACCACUCGUCCUCCAAGUCCCGGUCCCGGUCCCACUCGAAGGCCAAGCACUGCCUGCCCAGCGCCUACCGGACCGCACGGCGCUCCCGGUCCCGGUCCCGGUCCCCCCGGAGAAGAGCUCACUCUCCCGAGAGGCGCAGGGAGGAAAGGAGCGUCCCCACCGCCUACCGGGUGAGCAACAGCCCUGGCGUCAGCAGGAAGCGGACCCGGUCCAGGAGCCCCCACGAGAAGAAGAAGAAGCGACGCUCGCGGUCGCGGACCAAGUCCAAGGCCGAGUCCCGGCCGGCCUCCCCCGGCAAGCAGCCCCCGCGCCGGCACUCGGCCCACUCGGCCAGCAUCUCCCCCGCGGAGAGUCGGGGCUCCAGCCCGGAGCGCUCCAGGGGCGUCUCUCAGGAAAAAGAAGGUCAGAUCUCUUCGGCGAUUGUGUCUUCUGUGCAGAGCAAAAUCACUCAGGACCUCAUGGCCAAAGUCAGGGCGAUGCUCGCCGCCUCCAAAAACAUGCAGACCAGCGCCUCCUGAGACGCGGCGUGGGCCUCGCGGGGCCAGCCAGACCCCCGGGCGUCCGUGGCCGCCGUGGCUUUUGUACAUUCAUUUU